UUAUCUGUCUGUGUUUAAGGUGUUUAAGGCUAUUUUUAUGUUCAGAAUUUAAGAACUAUGACUGAAUGACGUCUUCAUAUUUAUUAACUGUUAUUUGUUCAGACAAGCAAUUCUGAUGUUGUAACCUGAGUUUGCAUUAAUCGUUCAGCCAUUACGGUAAUGUUGUAAAAGCCACUCCUCCUCCGUGUGAUCCUCUAUGGACAGUGAGCAGCUCCUUUCUGCACUCCAUCAUCGACAUCAUUAUCUGGGGGAAAACGCGAGAGGCGGACAGUGGAAAAAUGUCACCCGGAGUUGGUGUCUUUCCCCCGUAGACAUGAGCACCGUCAUCCCUCUUCCUCAUUCCGUCCGAAGUUGCUCACACCAUGAGGAUCCACUGCAAAAUAGUUGUGGUCGCCGUGUGUUUGGGAGUUUUUCUACUUUUGUACUUUUUGGGGGGCAAUGCAGCGGACGAUCCGCUGUUAGAAAAAGUUGAGAAAGAGGUGAACAAGGAAAAGGUGAAGGACAACAACUCCCACUCGCGGACUCUUGGGCACAGACGCGAUGCUGCGCCGAAGUUUGCCGAUAAAUCAUCGGUCGGGGUCGGUGUGCGUCCCGGGUUGAGUUCAGGGGCACGGAGAGAGGAUAAAGCGAUCAGUAGAGGGGGCAGCGUGAAGGCAAAGAGCAAAUCGCAAAGCAAUGUGGGUCGACCUGCGAGGAAGCAAACCCAGCCGGGGGAGUUCAUGCACUUGGCUGUGGUGGCUUGUGGAGACCGUCUAGAUGAGACCCUCACCAUGAUUAAGUCAGCUCUGCUGUUUAAUCUCAAGAAGAUCAAGUUUCACAUUUUUGCUGAGGAUCCUUUGGCUCCACAGUUUGAAAAAAGGUUGAAGCAGUGGCCUCGCUCUGUAUCAGUUAAGUUCCAGUACGCCAUAUACCCCAUCACUUUCUCUGUGGGAGAUGCUGACGAGUGGAAGAAGCUCUUCAAGCCCUGCGCUGCUCAGAGGCUUUUUUUGCCCGUCAUCCUGAAGGACGUGGAUUCACUUCUCUACGUGGACACAGAUGUUCUUUUCCUGCGGCCCAUGGACGACAUCUGGAGUUUCUUAAAAUCCUUCAACAGCACUCAGCUGGCAGCCAUGGCCCCAGAGCAUGAAGUCCCCAAGAUAGGCUGGUACAGCCGCUUUGCACGCCACCCUUUUUACGGGGUCACGGGGGUCAACUCCGGCGUCAUGCUAAUGAAUCUAACAAGGAUUCGCAGCACAUUAUUCAAAAACAGUAUGAUCUCCAGUGGUCUGAUGUGGGAGGAUCUUCUACAUCCACUCUAUCAGAAGUACAAGAACCACAUCACUUGGGGAGACCAGGAUCUCCUCAACAUUAUCUUCCACUACAACCCAGAAUGUCUCUACAUCUUUCCCUGUCUGUGGAACUACAGACCUGAUCACUGCAUGUAUGGGAGUAACUGUAAAGUGGCUGAAGAGGAGGGUGUGUCCAUCCUCCAUGGCAACCGUGGAGUGUAUCAUGAUAACAAGCAGCCUGCAUUUAAGGUCGUCUAUGAUGCAAUACAGGAGUUUCCCUUUGAAGACAACUUGUUCCAGUCACUCUUCUACCCCAUUCAGACCAAGUUCCUGGAGACAGUCAACACCCUAUGUGGUCGAAUUCCUCAGGUUUUCCUAAAGCAGAUAGAAAAAACCAUGAGGAAGGUGUACGAAGAGAGAGUGAUUAAGCACGUGAGGUCACACAAAUGACCAAAAGGGACAAGCAUAGAUGUACGAUGACUUUCCUUCGCCGGAUCAUGCCGAGGGACAUUGUACUGUAAAUUAUACAUCCUCAGUAUGCUUUUGCAGUGUAUUCAUCACGUGACACUUGGUGGAAGAAUGGUUUUAUGCACACUCACAGACUCUAAUGGUGUGGGUAAAAGACCAUUGUGUACAGUGGAGCAUUCAGUGCUGGUCAGUGAUGCUGUACAAUUGGGUUGCCUCAUCACCUCCUCGACAUAGUGAUUGAGGGACUGCAGAGAUUUCAUUUUUCAGGAACAAUGAAGCGUCAGCUCUUCAUCCUAUUUGUAAAAAAGAAAGAAAGAAUGAAUCUAUUUUACAGUGUUUAAGUACUUGUCUAUUUUUUACUCAUGGAUUUUGUAAUAAAGCCAACUCUGUGCUUUUCUCUGAGUAGCACAUCCAUAAACCACUUUUGAAAAGAUGAUGUGAAUAAUAAACCUGUAGUGAUCCUGACAAGUGAGCCUGUGUGAAUUUGGAGUUACUGCUUCGUUGUGCAGUUUUCAAAUGCCACUGACAGUAUACAAUACAGGAAAUCUCUGAACUUGAUUGUUACGAAAUGAAUGUUUAAAAUGCACUUUUAGAAUGUUUGUAUUACCUGUUGGCGGUUUUGGACAUGACAUGUUACACUUUGUAGUGGGGGGAAAAAAGCGUGCUGAAUGGUUGACAUGUUACAGCUGAUUAUGUGCCGUAUAUUCUGUUAUGUUUACUACCAUAAGAUAUAAGCGAUAUUUACGUGUUCUGUGAAUUUCAGAAAUGUAAACCUGUGAGUCAAAUGUAAUGUAUCAACUCCACAUGAAUCAUAUGAUUUAAACUGGGAAAAACAAAUGGCCAUUGUGUCUUCAAAAUAAAACAUUGCAAAA
Cynoglossus semilaevis (tongue sole) is the source of this 2608-nucleotide messenger RNA. RefSeq names its product glucoside xylosyltransferase 2 (gene gxylt2). Bases 363 to 1718 code for a protein of 451 amino acids. The record is from RefSeq and is a predicted model, not a curated record. The transcript is spliced from 7 exons. NCBI's taxonomy places the organism in Eukaryota, Metazoa, Chordata, Actinopteri, Pleuronectiformes, Cynoglossidae. Gene Ontology annotation, biological process: protein O-linked glycosylation via N-acetylgalactosamine. Gene Ontology annotation, molecular function: UDP-xylosyltransferase activity.